CCGCCUGAUUCAUACAGGACCCCUGGCUACAUUCUCACUUCUCUCUACAAGUGAAAGCGCUCUGCAGCCGAGCAAAGGUCUCUGAAAUACUAGCAAGAUUUCCUUAAAUAAUUCAUUGAGGAGCAACUAUCAGGCCAGGGUUCAUAGACUCGUUUGGUUUCUCUACGUCAGCCAAAAAAGGGUCCCAAGAGACUAACCUGAACUGACAAAAGUCUUCUAUACGGAGAGCAUAAUGAUCUUCUACUUUGUGCUCUUGGUUCUCCCACUGGUGGGUGCUGGCCGAUUCUGGGAUGACACACUGGACUCCGAAUGGGAGCAAUGGAAAAGAACGUAUCAGAAACAAUACAACGGAAAGUUUGAUGAAGCAAUGAGGCGCUUAAUCUGGGAGAAGAACUUUAAGUUUAUCAUUAAUCACAACAUGGAGUUUUCUCAGGGGCUGCACACCUAUGAGCUGGCCAUGAACCAGUUAGGAGACAUGACUAGUGAAGAAGUUGCAAGGACCAUGACGGGCCUCAAAGUUCCACCCCAAAACAGAUCUGGGAACUACACGGCUGCUCUUGAAGAUGAAGAUGAGACGGGUGCUCUCCCUCAAUCUAUUGACUAUAGGAAAAAAGGAUAUGUCACACCAAUCAGGAAUCAAGGUUCCUGUGGGUCCUGUUGGGCUUUUAGCUCUGUGGGUGCUCUAGAGGGACAACUCAAGAAAACAACGGGAAAGCUUAUUGUCCUCAGCCCUCAGAACCUCGUAGAUUGUGUAAAGGAGAAUGAUGGAUGUGGUGGAGGUUACAUGACCAACGCCUUUCAGUAUGUGCGGGAUAAUAAAGGCAUAGACUCAGAGGAGGCCUAUCCUUAUGUUGGGGAGGAUCAGACCUGUAACUACACAACUGCCGGCAAAGCAGCCAAAUGUAAAUCUUACAAAGAAGUGAUGAAAGGAGAUGAGAAGGCACUGAAGAAGGCGGUAGGCACAGUGGGACCAGUGUCAGUAGGCAUUGAUGCCACCCUCUCAACCUUCCAGUUUUACAGUAAAGGUGUAUACUAUGACAAAAAUUGUGACGCCGAAGACAUAAACCAUGCUGUGCUUGUGGUCGGGUAUGGAGUGCAGAAGAAAGCCAAAUACUGGAUUGUAAAGAACAGCUGGGGAGACACCUGGGGCAACAAAGGCUAUAUCCUAAUGGCCAGGGAUAAAGGAAAUGCCUGCGGCAUUGCCAACCUUGCCAGCUAUCCCCUCAUGUGACCUGUGCUGGAAGCAGGUGAAGCAGAUAUUGGAACCAUGGCCCAUCUUGCACUCCUUCCAGUAUAAAACCUGUCGAAAGUUUACAUAUCUGAUUGUUGGAUCCUAGUGCAUAAACACGUCCAUUUACUUAUCUUGUCCAGAAUGAAAACAUUUUGCAUUUUUGUAUUUCGUUUCCUGCAUGGUCUCAGUCAUGUCUUAUAAAAGUACUCUGCCCCUAGACAUCUUAUACCCUAUCCAAAGGACCCUACGAACUCCCUGCUACACCCGGCAUUCAUUUAGAGCAUCGGGUGCCGUGCCGGAGGCUCGUAACGUCACGGCCAUGCUCCCUCAAUGCAAGUCUAUGGGAGGGGGCGUGACGGCUGUCACGCCCCCUCCCAUAGACUUGCAUUUGAGGGGGCGUGUCCAUGAUGUCACGAGCCUCCGCCCCGCUCCAUGAGCCGGACGUCUGGAGUGCCGCAGCCGAGGUUGCGGGGGUCCCCAGUGGCGGGACCCCCGCAAUCAGACAUCUUAUCCUCUAUCCUUUGGAUGCCUAGGGACGGAGUACCCCUUUAAGCAUUUGUCAGGAAAUUGGGUUUAAAGAACAUAUAACAGAUAGGCAAUUCUUUGGACUUCUAUUUCAUGAGGAGUCCACAGGAACAUCUCCCUACCAUUCACAUAACAACUCGGGAGGAGUUAGCACCACCUUCCCUUGCCUAAAUAAAGACCCCAUAGACUGUACACACUCUACUGAAGAUGUAUUUCAACCACUCAUAUGGUCCAACACUCUCAAAGUGUGAAGAGCUAUCACCAGAAUAUGCAGAUGAGUUCAGUGUUUAUGCUAGUAAUCCCUAGUAGAUCCAAAAAAAUGGACAUCUUUUCCAAGACCACCCAUCAAGGGGUGAGGGUCCAACAAGCACCCACAUAACCCUUCUAACAUGCCUGACACAUGGAUGAAACCUCCCAUGUGUCUCCUGAUACAUAUCACGUGACUCUUACACCUUGUAACGCGUGGGCUUGGAAAACCAAAACUGUACCAAAUCUCAAUCUAAAAUUUCUGUCUGAAUGUUUUCUGCAAUUUAAAAUGUGAUUCUAUUUUUUUAUUUUUCACUGAUGAGUAAAAAAAUAAAU
Hyla sarda is the source of this 2338-nucleotide messenger RNA. RefSeq names its product cathepsin K-like. The coding region runs from base 233 to 1231 and encodes 332 amino acids. Gene Ontology annotation, cellular component: lysosome. The record is from RefSeq and is a predicted model, not a curated record. Lineage: Eukaryota; Metazoa; Chordata; Amphibia; Anura; Hylidae. Gene Ontology annotation, molecular function: cysteine-type endopeptidase activity. The transcript is spliced from 8 exons. Gene Ontology annotation, biological process: immune response.